Thunnus maccoyii (southern bluefin tuna) is the source of this 4042-nucleotide messenger RNA. It is a transcript of the gene nr2f6a, whose product is annotated as nuclear receptor subfamily 2, group F, member 6a. Lineage: Eukaryota; Metazoa; Chordata; Actinopteri; Scombriformes; Scombridae. The coding region runs from base 626 to 1846 and encodes 406 amino acids. The record is from RefSeq and is a predicted model, not a curated record. Gene Ontology annotation, biological process: anatomical structure development; negative regulation of transcription by RNA polymerase II; cell differentiation. The transcript is spliced from 6 exons. Gene Ontology annotation, molecular function: RNA polymerase II cis-regulatory region sequence-specific DNA binding; zinc ion binding; nuclear receptor activity.
GGAAGGAAGAUCUAGAGCGAGAAAAGGAUUUAUUUUCCAGCACGCCUUCUGAACGAGGGAAGCCAUAGACAUAACACAUUAAUGUUUACUCUGAGGUUCCCUGGCUGCAGUGUGAAACCGUGCGACCGGGCUCCUCUUUAAAAAAAAAAAAAAGACUCACCAUCUCAGGAAUUGGUCCAAAAGAGAGGAAGAAAACAACACAGAGUGUCUGUGAGCUGGAUAAGAGAAGAAAAGAGACACUGAAGUCUACAGGCAUGCAAAACUAAAAGUUGCCACACUGAGACUGUUUCCAGGUCAUAGUGGAGUGGGAGGAGACUGAACUGUUCUUGUUUUUUCUGCCAAACACUCUACUCCUCAAAGCUUGUAACCUAUUUUUUUCUCAUUUACAUCUGCUUGUUUAGCCUGAGGACUAUUUUUUUCUCAGUUUGUAUAUACGCUCAAAAAGAAAGUCAAGACUUAUUUAACAAAUGAAAGCACAGGCAAGCAGAAAAUACUGAUUCUCUUCAGGUGAGGGGGAAACAAACAAUCUGGACUUUUUUAUAUAUAUAUUUAUGUUACCUUGACAGCAGCCAGUAAUUUUGGCUGACUGUCCCAUUUUCUUCUGCGGUGGUUCGGUAACCAAGCGAUGGCCAUGGUGAGUGGGGGCUGGGGAGAUCCCAACGGGGGCACCAACGGGCUGGGGGACAAGGGCUACCUGAGGGGGGAGGAGGAGGACGGGUCUCCACAGGCGGGGGGCAGCGACAUGGAGGCCGGCGACGAUGACAAAGCCUGCGUGGUGGACUGCGUGGUGUGCGGCGACAAGUCAAGCGGGAAACAUUACGGCGUUUUCACCUGCGAGGGCUGCAAGAGCUUCUUCAAGAGGAGCGUCAGACGCAACCUGAGCUACACUUGCAGGUCAAACAGAGAGUGUCAGAUAGACCAACACCACCGGAACCAGUGCCAGUACUGUCGCCUGAAGAAGUGUUUUCGCGUGGGCAUGCGCAAAGAAGCAGUUCAACGCGGUCGCAUCCCACCUCAGCCUAGCCUCAGCCCCUCCAUCACACCCAUAGGUGGCGCCAGCGGCCUUGGAGGCGGGGAGUUCUAUAACAACAACAACAAUGGAGGAAGUGGUGGAGGUCAGCCGGUGUCAGAGCUCAUUUCCCAGUUGCUGAGAGCUGAGCCGUACCCCAGCAGUCGGUACGGGCACCAGUACAACCAGCAGGCUGGUCCGGAUAAUGCCAUGGGCAUUGAUAACAUCUGUGAACUGGCCGCUCGGCUACUCUUCAGCACUGUGGAGUGGGCCAGGAACAUCCCUUAUUUCCCUGAGCUGCCUGUGUCAGACCAGGUGGCCCUGCUGAGGCUGAGCUGGAGCGAGUUGUUCAUCCUUAACGCAGCCCAGUCGGCUUUACCGCUCCACAUGGCUCCCUUGUUGGCCGCGGCCGGCUUCCACUCCUCGCCCAUGUCUGCUGAGCGCGUGGUGUCCUUCAUGGACCAGGUGAGGGUGUUCCAGGACCAGGUGGAUAAGCUGACCAGACUGCAGGUGGACUCGGCUGAGUACAGCUGUCUCAAGGCCAUCGCACUGUUCUCGCCAGAUGCCUGUGGUCUAACAGACCCAGUCCACGUGGAGUCUCUGCAGGAGAAGGCUCAGGUGGCUCUGACAGAGUACGAGAGGAUGCAGUACCCGAGUCAGCCUCAGCGCUUCGGCCGCCUGCUACUGCGCCUCCCUGCCCUGCGUGCCGUUCCCGCCAACCUCAUCUCCCAGCUCUUUUUCAUGCGCCUGGUAGGAAAGACACCCAUCGAGACGCUGAUCCGUGACAUGCAGCUUUCCGGAAGCUCGAUCAGCUGGCCGUAUGUCCCAGGACAGUAGCCCCCUGAUGGACGAGGUCUCCGUCUGGGAUUAGUGACGACAAGGACCCACAGGAAACCUCUUGACUCAUCACUAUCCAUCUGUGUGGUUAUCAAACUGCAGUGCCAGCUGGCCGUCAUAUGUACUGUACUGUAACCGCUCUAUUCCCCCUCAUGAAACAAGCUCUCUGUCUCCACACAAGCCUCCAGAGAAGAGGAGCAGGUGCCAGGCUGGAUCUGUCUCGUUGCCAGCCCCGUCGCUCUAGUGCCAGGUCUCAGGCCAGAUACGAGCUCCUCAUGCUGGGCUCCGAUAUGGCCACCACAGCCAGUCAUGUCACCACCCACAUGCCACAGUGACUAAAGACACCGCAGUUUCAUGUAGAGGGCAGCAGCACCCUGCUACAAUCACAUUUAGAGGACAAAACUGUCCUGCCACUGAAAGUCAACAGAACAAUUUUUCCCACACUGGGCUCAUUUUCCAUUUGUGAUGCAGUGACCUUUUUAUCCACAUGACAUUAAAAUACGAUAUUAUUAUUACAAUGGAUGUUAUUCAACAGUCUGGAGUGUCAGAAAGCUGCGGUUGUGCAGUGAACUGAAUAUGAGGCACAGUAAGGCUCUCUGCAGGGCCUUUUUGCUGAAGAGGACAUUCUUAGAUCAUACUGAACUAACUGCUCUCUUACCUCAACACUGAGGAAGAAACUAAGGAACUGCUCAAAUGGCACAGAAAUGAAAUCAAACCAAGGAAAAAAAAUCACCAAAGUUAUCAUAUCAUCCUCAAAGAUGGUUUUUAGAUGGAUUGAUUAGAACACAAAGCAGAGAGAAAGAGACGAAUGGACUCUUUUGACUGCUUGACCCUCAGACAUGAACAAUACAUUUAAAUUCAUUCACAGGGCUCACUGUCGCUGUAAUAGAAGCUUUUUUUUUUUUUUAAAAGCCACAGUAACAUGAGAACGGACUAAUACCUCACUAGCCAUCAGAAGGCUUUAGUCUGAUAUUUCGUAAACACAAACCUCUGUAAAUGUUGUUCACCAGAAACCGCCUUCUUUUUUGACAACUGCCUUGUUAUUCCGUAUGAAUUUGGGACACCUAUGAAAUAUGAAAUGAGUCUUAUGAGCAUCACAAACAUUCGUCUUGUAUCUUUUUUAAAAGAUCCCCCGAAGUAAUUUUCACUUGUGUUUUUGAAUAUGAGUUUGACUGACGAAACGGCAGGCUGACAUGUAGGUAAAUUCAACUUGGGUUCCAAUAUGAAAGACAAUUCAAGAUGAUAAUAAUGAGCUUACUGAAUAUAUUUGGUGAUCAGAGAGUUUAUAACCGACACCACCAGUUAAAUACCAGUUUACGUCAAUCAAUGCUGUUUCUGGGGGUAAUGAUGAUGUUGAAAUGUGUAUAUAUUGAGGCCAACUUUGUCUUUUUGCAUGUUCAAAUGUUGUUUUGAAUCUCUGCUGAAUUGAGAUGGUUUUCAUUCUUUUUACAUUAUGUAAUUCAAGGUUCGUUUAAACAUUAAAGUAUUGCUUUCACUGUUAGCUCCUAAAUGUUAUUUUUUCUAUAUGUAUUUACAUGAAAAUACCUCUGUCAUCUGUUCAGAUGUCAAAGAAAAAGAAGCUUCAUGCCAUUGCAGCUGAUAGGUCAUAGAUGGAAGAAAGGGAUGUUCACGCUCGCAUCUCUAAGCAUCUCAGCGAGUACCUACUGUUGUGAAGGAUGUGAGACGAUAUUGUAAUGGAUGAGGAUCUUGUGGAAAAACUGCACUAGGAGGAUCUUCAAUGCCAAAACAUCACACUAUCUGUCACGAGUUUAAUGAGGACGGGCCCUGAUUCGCUGGUCCACCUGGACUUACCUCACGCUGGUAUUUCAAGAGGCAAAUUUACAACAUCACAAGUAAAAAGGAAAGAAUAAAAAAACUACGUGUUUCAGCAUUUAUUGAUAAAAAACACAAAGUCAAAGGAUGUAACUCUGCUUCUUGAUUUACCAUCGGGCCUUUUGAACGUUAUCUGAAUAUUAUUCUUUUAGUCAACAAACUCAACCAUGUCAUAAAAAAAGAUAAAUAUACUAUUAAUGUUUUCUUAUCUUUGUGUUAAUGAGUUCUUAUGUUUUUCAAUUUUAUGUGUAUGGCAACAUUAUUAAAAGAUUCAAAAGAUGACAAUGUGUCUUUUGUUAUGUUUGUUUUUCCAAACUACUUGAAAAAGUGUUGUAAUUACAUCUGUAUGAAUAAUGCCAAAUA